Messenger RNA from Parus major (Great Tit), 1894 nucleotides. RefSeq names its product CDK5 regulatory subunit associated protein 1 (gene CDK5RAP1). The record is from RefSeq and is a predicted model, not a curated record. The coding region runs from base 206 to 1747 and encodes 513 amino acids. Lineage: Eukaryota; Metazoa; Chordata; Aves; Passeriformes; Paridae. Gene Ontology annotation, cellular component: cytosol; mitochondrion. Gene Ontology annotation, biological process: negative regulation of cyclin-dependent protein serine/threonine kinase activity; tRNA modification. The transcript has 13 exons. Gene Ontology annotation, molecular function: 4 iron, 4 sulfur cluster binding; tRNA-2-methylthio-N(6)-dimethylallyladenosine(37) synthase activity.
CCGCUCCGGGGCCGUCCGCAGAGCGCGCUGCGGGCCGGGACAGCGGCCUCUGGGGAGCGGCGUCUCGCUGCCCGCGGGGCCCGACCUGCGGCACUUCCUGCGGGCAGCUGCUGCGGGGCAGUCGGGGCCGUCACCGGAGCUGCCGCCUGAGCCGGGCUCUACUCCAGGGGUCCCGAAAGUGUACCUGGAGACCUACGGCUGCCAGAUGAAUGUCAGUGACACUGAGAUCGCCUGGGCCAUCCUGCAGAAGAAUGGCUAUGCCAGGACAAAGGAGCUGGAUGAGGCAGAUGUGGUUCUUCUUGUCACCUGUUCCGUGAGGGUACCUUGUACUGUGGCCAAGGCAGUUUUUCUCCCCAAGAGCUUAGUCCCUGUGGUCUUUCUGCAGUGGAGAUGCUCUCAGGCAAGCAAAGUGAUAGCAGAUAAGAUAAAGUCAAGACAUAAUCCCCCCACCACAAACGGCACUUUCAGGUGCCAUUGGAUUCCCUGCCUGGCCCUGCCUCAUGAGGACCCUUCUCCUUUGUUGGCAGGAUGCAUGGCUGAGAGGCUUAAGGAGGAGAUUCUGCACAGGGAGAAGCUGGUUGAUGUCGUGGCUGGCCCUGAUGCCUACCGUGAUCUUCCCCGGCUGCUGGCAGUGGCAGAGUCUGGCCAGCAAGCUGCCAAUGUCCUGCUGUCCCUAGAUGAGACUUAUGCUGACAUUCUGCCUGUCCAGACUAGUGCAGGUGGCACGACAGCAUUUGUGUCCAUCAUGCGGGGCUGUGACAACAUGUGCAGUUACUGCAUCGUGCCCUUCACCCGAGGCCGGGAAAGGAGCCGCCCCAUCGCCUCCAUCCUGCAGGAAGUGAGGAUGCUGUCAGAUCAGGGAGUGAAAGAAGUGACCCUAUUGGGUCAGAAUGUCAACAGCUUUCGAGACCUGUCUGAGGUGCAGUUUCAGUCAGUGGCUGCCCCAGGCCUCAGCCGUGGCUUUAGCACAGUCUACAAAGCCAAACAGGGAGGUCUGCGCUUCUCACACCUGCUGGACCAGGUCUCUAGGAUUGAUCCAGAAAUGAGGAUCCGUUUCACCUCUCCACACCCUAAGGAUUUUCCUGAUGAGGUUCUGCAGCUCAUCCAGGAGCGACACAACAUCUGCAAACAGCUGCACCUCCCAGCCCAGAGUGGGAGCACACGAGUCCUGGAGGCGAUGCGGCGAGGAUACACAAGAGAAGCAUAUUUAGAGCUCGUGCACCACGUGCGUGACUCUAUUCCAGGAGUGAGCUUGAGCAGUGAUUUCAUCACUGGGUUCUGUGGAGAGACAGAGGAGGAUCACCAGCAGACGUUGUCCUUGCUGCGGGAAGUCCGCUACAACAUCGGCUUCCUGUUUGCUUACAGCAUGAGACAGAAGACGCGGGCGCAUCACCGGCUGCAGGACGAUGUCCCCACAGAUGUGAAGAAGCGGCGGCUGGAGCAGCUCAUUGCCACCUUCCGGGAGGAGGCUGCGAGGGCCAACGCAGCUCUGGUGGGACAGGCCCAGCUGGUGCUGGUGGAAGGGCCCAGCAAACGCUCUGCCUCGGAGCUGUGUGGGAGGAACGACGGCAACAUCAAGGUGAUCUUCCCCGACGCCGAGCUGGAGGAUGCUGCCGAGUGCAGGGCUCCAGGCAGAGCCCAGCCAGGGGACUAUGUGAUGGUGAAGGUAACCUCUGCCAGCUCACAGACCCUGCGGGGAGUUCCGCUCUGCAGGACCACCCUGUCCCGUGCUGCUGCUUCUCACUGAGGGAUCCCUGCUGCCCCUGCAUGGAAGCAGCACAUAUUCUCCGUGAAGAAACAAGGAAGUGUGGUCAGGUGGAGAUAUGGUAGAACCAGGGAGAUAUAUAUGUAUAUUAAAAUCUAUUUGUGAAAUAAUAAAAUACAUAUAUAUUUA